Physeter macrocephalus (sperm whale) is the source of this 3027-nucleotide messenger RNA. RefSeq names its product EPH receptor B4 (gene EPHB4). The record is from RefSeq and is a predicted model, not a curated record. Gene Ontology annotation, cellular component: dendrite; plasma membrane. The transcript is spliced from 14 exons. Bases 187 to 2775 code for a protein of 862 amino acids. Lineage: Eukaryota; Metazoa; Chordata; Mammalia; Artiodactyla; Physeteridae. Gene Ontology annotation, molecular function: protein binding; transmembrane-ephrin receptor activity; ATP binding. Gene Ontology annotation, biological process: ephrin receptor signaling pathway; axon guidance; protein phosphorylation.
CUGGGACGCGGGGCCACACCUGGGCGCCGCCACCGGGUGCCCGGCGCGCCCGCAUGGGCCCGCGCUGAGGGCCCCGACCGAGUUCAGCGCGGGGAGUCGACGCCCACCCGCUCGGGGGGGGGUUAGACCUGGGGGGGCUGGUGCCCCCCAAACUCGGAUCGGAUCCAACCAGAGUGAGGCGGCGCCAUGGAGCUCCGGGCUCUGCUCUGCUGGGCUUCGCUUGUAGCCGCUUUAGAAGAGACCCUACUGAACACAAAAUUGGAAACUGCCGAUCUGAAGUGGGUGACAUUCCCUCAGGUGGAGGGACAGUGGGAGGAGCUGAGCGGCCUGGAUGAGGAACAGCACAGCGUUCGGACCUACGAGGUGUGUGACGUGCAGCGGGCCCCGGGCCUGGCGCACUGGCUGCGCACGGGCUGGGUGCCCCGCCGGGGCGCCGUGCACGUGUACGCCACGCUGCGCUUCACCAUGCUGGAGUGCCUCUCCCUGCCGCGGGCUGGCCGCUCCUGCAAGGAGACCUUCACCGUCUUCUACUUUGAGAGCGACGCGGACACGGCCACGGCCCACACGCCAGCCUGGAUGGAGAACCCCUACGUCAAGGUGGACACGGUGGCUGCUGAGCACCUGACCCGGAAGCGCCCCGGGGCCGAGGCCACCGGGAAGGUGAACGUCAAGACGCUGCGUCUGGGCCCGCUCACCAAGGCCGGCUUCUAUCUGGCCUUCCAGGACCAGGGCGCCUGCAUGGCCCUGCUGUCCCUGCACCUCUUCUAUAAGAAGUGCGCCCAGCUGACCGUGAACCUCACCUGCUUCCCGGAGACCGUGCCUCGUGAGCUGGUGGUGCCCGUGGCGGGGAGCUGCGUGGCCGAUGCUGUGCCCGCCCCCGGCCCCAGCCCGAGCCUCUACUGCCGGGAGGAUGGCCAGUGGGCCGAGCAGCCGGUCACGGGCUGCAGCUGCGCUCCGGGGUUUGAGGCCGCCGAAGGGAAUACCAGGUGCCGAGCCUGUGCUCAGGGCACCUUCAAGCCCCUGUCUGGGGAGGGGUCCUGCCAGCCGUGCCCAGCCAACAGCCACUCCAACACCAUUGGCUCACCCGUCUGCCAGUGUCGCAUCGGGUACUUCCGGGCCCGCACAGACCCCCGAGGUGCACCCUGUACCACCCCUCCGUCCGCCCCGAGAAGCGUGGUUCCCCGCCUGAACGGCUCCUCCCUGCGCCUGGAAUGGAGCGCCCCCCUCGAGUCGGGAGGCCGAGAGGACCUCACCUACGCGCUCCGGUGCAGGGAGUGCCGUCCCGGAGGCUCGUGCACACCCUGCGGGGGAGACCUGACCUUCGACCCCGGCCCCCGGGACCUGGUGGAGCCCUGGGUGGCCAUUCGUGGGUUGCGUCCUGACUUCACCUAUACCUUCGAGGUCACCGCCGUGAACGGGGUGUCCUCCUUAGCCAGCGGGCCAGUUCCAUUUGAGGCUGUGAAUGUCACCACUGACCGUGAGGUGCCACCCCCAGUGUCCGACAUCAGGGUGACUCGGUCAUCACCCAGCAGCUUGAGCCUGGCAUGGGCUGUUCCCCGGGCACCCAGCGGGGCAGUGCUAGACUACGAGGUCAAGUAUCACGAGAAGGGCGCAGAGGGCCCCAGCAGCGUGCGGUUCCUGAAGACAUCGGAGAACCGGGCAGAGCUGCGGGGACUGAAGCGGGGAGCCAGCUACCUGGUCCAGGUGCGGGCGCGCUCCGAGGCUGGCUACGGGCCCUUCGGCCAGGAGCACCACAGCCAGACCCAGCUGGACGAGAAUGAGAGCUGGCGGGAGCAGCUGGCCCUGAUUGCCGGCACGGCGGUCGUGGGCGUGGUGCUGGUCCUCGUGGUCAUCGUCAUCGCUGUUCUUUGCCUCAGGAAGCAGAGCAACGGGAGAGAAGCUGAAUACUCAGACAAACAUGGACAGUAUCUCAUUGGGCACGGUACUAAGGUCUACAUUGACCCCUUCACUUACGAAGACCCUAAUGAGGCUGUGAGGGAAUUUGCAAAAGAGAUCGAUGUCUCCUAUGUCAAGAUUGAAGAGGUGAUUGGUGCAGGCGAGUUUGGGGAGGUGUGCCGGGGGCGGCUGAAGGCCCCCGGGAAGAAGGAGAGCUGCGUGGCCAUCAAGACCCUGAAGGGCGGCUACACGGAGAGGCAGCGGCGGGAGUUCCUGAGCGAGGCCUCCAUCAUGGGCCAGUUCGAGCACCCCAACAUCAUCCGCCUGGAGGGCGUGGUCACCAACAGCGUGCCCGUCAUGAUUCUCACCGAGUUCAUGGAGAACGGCGCCCUGGACUCCUUCCUGAGGCUGAACGAUGGCCAGUUCACCGUCAUCCAGCUCGUGGGCAUGUUACGGGGCAUCGCUUCGGGCAUGCGGUACCUUGCUGAGAUGAGCUACGUCCACCGAGACCUGGCUGCCCGCAACAUCCUGGUCAACAGCAACCUCGUCUGCAAGGUUUCAGAUUUUGGCCUCUCCCGAUUCCUGGAGGAGAACUCUUCUGAUCCCACCUACACGAGCUCUCUGGGAGGAAAGAUCCCCAUCCGAUGGACAGCCCCUGAGGCCAUUGCGUUCCGGAAGUUCACAUCUGCCAGCGAUGCCUGGAGCUAUGGCAUUGUGAUGUGGGAGGUCAUGUCAUUUGGGGAACGGCCAUACUGGGAUAUGAGCAAUCAGGAUGUAAGUGUCCUACCAAGCUUUCCUGGAACGUCCUCUCUCUUGGGAUAUGGCGGGGGGGGCGGGGUUCUCAGAGAGCUCAUCACUGCUUGGUCCUUGAGGUGGUGAGGGUGGCACCGUGAGGGGCUGAUCUCUGUAUCCAAGAGUUCGAUACAGCCUAUCUGGUCACAGAAGGACACAGUGAUGGAGGGCAGCCUUGGGAAGUUACAUGUCUGGAUCAUAGCUCAAGAGCUUCUGGGACGUUGAGCCACAGCCGGUGGCCUCGGCCCUGGCCAGGAGCACCCCCCAGAUGUGCCCUUCGCGGGGGGGCUGUAGCAGCCAUCCCAGCGUCUGUUAAGUCGCCAUUUCCCUGGGGUCCUU